Lasiosphaeria miniovina is the source of this 303-nucleotide messenger RNA. RefSeq lists its product as uncharacterized. Lineage: Eukaryota; Fungi; Ascomycota; Sordariomycetes; Sordariales; Lasiosphaeriaceae. Bases 1 to 303 code for a protein of 100 amino acids. The transcript is spliced from 2 exons. The record is from RefSeq and is a predicted model, not a curated record.
AUGCUCGCGGCCGCGCCGUUCUCGCUGGCCACCGUCUUCACCCCUGACAGCAUGGCGCACGACGGCUUCGUGCUGCACUCGCGCCUCGUCCUGCAGCUCGACUGCCUCGUCACCUUUGGCGCCUCGUUCCUGUGGCUCGCGGUCUACGCCUGCGUCGACUUGAGCCGUGCCGGGGCUGCCGAGGGCCGCGGCUGGCUCUUCGCGGUGGCAGUCUUACCGGUCUUCCUAGCUUGCGCGGGCCCGGGCACUGCGGUGGUGGUUGCCUGGUUCUCGAACGGUAGCCCUGCACAAACAAGGAAGUAA